UAUAUAUGCGUGUAUGUAGAAUUUUUUAAGAACUGAAAAUAAAAACAAUGGAUCUUAAGCUUGAUUUUUGUGUUCUCUCCCUAAUUUUACUGGUUGCUUAUGGAACAGAAGCUAGGAAGAAUGCUCAAGGAAAUUUCAAAUCUUCAUUUAUUUCUCAAGACAAUCAUCAACAAGCAUUAAAAAUGAUUUACGGUUCUGAAAACCCAUUUCAUUAUUAUAAAUAUAAACAAGAAGCUGAAGACAAACAUCAGUUUUCUAGUUCGAGAAACUUUUUAUUUUAUUCUCAUAAGAAACAAGAGAUUUCCAGUUCGAAAAACUUUUUAUUUUAUUUAUAUAAAAAACAGGAGGUUUCCGGUUCAAAAAACUUUUUGUUUUAUUUACCUAAAGAACAGGGAAAUGAUGAGCAAUUGGAAACAUUGAAGGAAUAUAUCCAUUCAUCAUCCCAUAUAGAUCCUUCUCUAGCAUCACUUUACUUCCUUAUAGAUGAUCUAAAAAUAGGAAAAACCAUAAAAGAUUUCUCCUUUCCAAGUCGUUCUUCUCUACCAUUCUUUCCCAAAGAAGCAGCCGAUUCCAUUCCAUUUUCAUUAAAGGAACUUCCAAACCUUCUUCAACGUUUCUCCUUGUCUAAAGACUCUCCACAAGCAAAAGCCAUGGAAGAUGCAUUAAGAGUAUGUGAAUUUAAUUCAUCCAUAAAGGGAGAGACGAAAUACUGUGCAACAUCCGCAGAGGCAAUGCUCAAUUUUGUUCAAGAAAUCUUGGGAGAGAGAACCCAAAUAAAAGCGAUGUCCACCACAACUCAUUCCCCAAAGGACUCAAAUAGUGCCUUGCAAAACUAUACUAUUUUGGAUUCUCCAAAAGAAGUUGUCGUUCCUAAGAUGGUGGCAUGUCAUAUCAUGUCUUGCGCUUACACGGUUUUCUAUUGUCAUCCCUCAGUUAGCACUGAAAGAAAGAUGUUCAAGGUUCCACUGGGGAAUGAAGAAAAUGGUGAUAGAGUGGAAGCAAUUGUUGUAUGUCACUUGAAUACCUCUGACUGGAGUCCAUCUCAUUUUUCUUUCCAAGUUCUUGGUAUAUUACCAGGAGCAUCACCUGUCUGUCACUUCUUACCAUCAAGUAAUGAUUUAGUGUGGGUUCCAAAAACAAUUGUCACUUGAAAUAAAAUGCUUUGAAGGAUUGGAGUAAUUAGCUCCACCAUAUAUAUAACUGCUUAUGCAUGUACUAAUAUUUGCUUGUA
Capsicum annuum is the source of this 1231-nucleotide messenger RNA. RefSeq names its product BURP domain protein USPL1-like. The transcript is spliced from 2 exons. Lineage: Eukaryota; Viridiplantae; Streptophyta; Magnoliopsida; Solanales; Solanaceae. The coding region runs from base 48 to 1151 and encodes 367 amino acids. The record is from RefSeq and is a predicted model, not a curated record.